AGUGUUACUGAGUGCAUAGCAACUCUCUGAAGUCAGUCCUGCAGUUUUCUCUCUUUUACAGAUAAAGAGCUGAGGCUUUUAAGUUAGGUGACCCAGGACCACUAAGUACUAAGUGGCAGUCAACUUGUCAAGAUCCAUCUUGCACCAAAGCUCUUGUCUUUAUACUAUGGCUAGUCACUUUUCCACACAUCGACAGCAGAGGGCCUGAGAGGGCAGGAACCACGGUCAUUCCACUUCCUAUUUUAGUCUAGAUACUUUUCUACAUUAUAUCCUCUCAAUAAUGUGUUUAUUAUGAUGCAUGUUCUCAAGCAACACUGACCUGUGUACAGUCAGGUACUGUACUAAAUUGAUGUAAAAAUUAUUGGAUUGUUUAGCUUUGAGGGAGAUUAGGGUUUAGAUUUUUUUUAAUGGAAUUAUCGAGCACUUGAUUUAGUAUUUCAAUGAAGCAGACUCCUAUGAAGAAGUCUGUCUCCCAUGUGCUAUUAAAAAUUGACUGUCUAUUUUUCCUCUUAGAGGAGUCAGAGGCUACAGCCUGACCUCAUGGAGAAAACAGCCACCAAGGAUCUCUCCAGGAUCGUUUUUAGUUCUUUAAUUUUGGCAAGCACACAUUUUUAAAACAGAUUAAAUUUGUCUGAUUUAUUUUAGAAGUAUGUAUUUCAAAGCACAGGGAGGCUCCAAACCCACAAAGCAGAGCUGGGGAGGUUUCGUGGAGAGCCGUUCAGGAGGCUGGCUGUGGAGAAUUAGUAAAAGGUUGAAGCAUGCAUGGAUAAAAUGUAUCGUCUUAAAGGAUUGCAGCUCCAAAAAUACAUCAGCAGGACUGGGCAGGUCUGACAUAAUGAGCUUCCUAUUUUAGCUUCACUUCUGGAACUCUGAAGAACUAUAAAUUGAGCCACACAAGACCCGAGGAAGGAGGUGCCUCUUUUAGUCGCAUAUAGAAUUUUCUUCAGGCUCUGAAAAGAUAUGUCUAGUUGUUGGUUUCCUAAAGAAUUAGACUGUUGAUACCUACCACCUUUAAUACAGGAAAUGACAGAUUGGAAGCCCUGGUCCAUACCGUCCUGAAAACCGAAUUUGGUUACAGAAACUCGUACCCGGAGGUCAGAGACGAGGUGCUCACAUCUGCAGCUGCGAUGGCAGAGGCUCCUGUGGAUGCCGUGACUCAGCCAGUAACAGUGAAGAAAAAGAAGAGUCUCUCCAUUGAGGAAAAGAUUGACAUCAUCAACGCAGUGGAAAGUGGCAAGAAGAAGGCAGAGAUCGCAGCUGAGUAUGGAAUAAAGAAAAAUUCAUUGUCUUCCAUUAUGAAAAACAAAGACAAAGUUCUGGAAGCCUUUGAAUCUUUGCGAUUUGAUCCGAAGAGAAAAAGGCUGAGGACGGCAUUUUAUACGGAUCUGGAAGAGGCAUUGAUGAGAUGGUAUCGGAUUGCCCAGUGUCUCAAUGUUCCAGUUAAUGGUCCAAUGUUGCGUCUAAAAGCCAAUGAUUUUGCCCAGAAGCUGGGACACAGUGAUUUUAAGUGCAGCAAUGGUUGGCUGGAUCGUUUUAAGUCCAGGUAUGGCUUAGUAUUCCGAGCACAACCUGUAGAAGCCACGGGUAUAUCUAUAGACCCUGCCACUGUCUGGUACCAAAAUGUGCUUCCUUACUAUUUAAAUGAUUAUCAUCCUAAAAACGUCUUCAAUGUCAAAGAGACUGGGCUGCUUUAUCGAAUGUUACCUACAAAUACAUUUGCAUUUAAAGGAGAAACCUGUUCAAUUGGAAAGCUGUGCAAAGACAGGAUAACGCUGGCAGUAGGUUCAAAUAUGGACGGCACAGAGAAGCUUCCCUUGCUUAUUAUCGGGAAAAACCGAACUCCACAUUGUUUCAAAGGUAUCAAAUCACUGCCGGUGUAUUAUGAGGCUAACAAAAUGGCAUGGAUGACUGCAGCCAUAUUUGAACAGUGGAUGCAGAAGCUUGAUGAGAAAUUUCAAGCCCAGCAACGAAGAGUGGUGAUUUUUGUUGAUUCUUUUCCAGCACACCCAGAAGUGAAGAACCUGAAGUCCAUUGAGUUAGCAUUCUUCCCAUCGUGCUUGUCUUCCGGGUUUGUAGCCAUGAAACAAGGUGUUAUUAAGAGCCUUAAAAUCAAGUAUCGGCAUUGUCUUAUCAAGAAAUUCUUAAGUUCUGUUGAAAGUAGCAAAGAAUUUACAUUUUCUCUGCUAGAUGCUGUUGAUACACUGCAUCUCUGCUGGAGAGCUGUAACCCCAGAGACCAUUGUUAAAAGCUAUGAAGAAGCAGGAUUCAGGUCUCCACAGGGGGAAAAUGACCCGCCAAGUGCACAGAGUGACGCUGCUCUUGACCUGGCUGCCCAUGCUCUGGGGGCAGGAGUGGAGUUUCCUGAGGGCUUGUCCAUAGAGGAAUACGCUGCCCUGGAUGAGGAUCUGGAGACUUGCGAAGCCACCCCAAAUGAUGAAGCUGAGUGGACCAAAGAAAGUAAACAAGAUGAAACUGGAUUUUUUGCUUCUGAUGAAGAGGAGGAGGACAGCGGAGCUCCAGAAGUGGACCUGCCCUUACCAUCCAAGAAUGAAGCAAUGGAAGCUGUAGGCACCCUUAAAAGGUUUCUUAGAAGUCACGAUAUGAAUGACGAACUUCACAAUUCUUUAGCAGACCUUGAAAACUUUAUUAACACUUUGUCAUCUAAAUAGUCAUGUAUUGUACAUCUGCGGAGCAGGAACUUUUCCUGGUGAUCUUAUUGCACAAGGAACAUAAAAGGAAAGUGUCAAUUAAUUGAAUAAGAAAAGAGAAAGUCUAACAAUCCUUGACUUAAUUGCAGCAGCCUUUGAUUUGAAUAGCAAAGCUCCCUGGUAAAUAAUGACUAAGUGAAACUGCAGAAUUCUGCUUAGCAGGUUUGGGGAGAAUAAAACUGUCUUCAGAGGCUUUGUACUUGAAAGAGACAGGGUGUGUUUGAAAUAACUCUUCAGCUGGCUAGCUCACAUGCAUGAAGUUGCUGGUUUCUGUUUUCUUUGUUUUUAAGUUCAGAUCAUGUUCUAGAAUAUUUUAGUUUAUCUAUAUAGUUUAAGAAACAAAUAGCUUGCUUAUUUUUAUAAAGUUACACACACACACACACACACACACACACACACACACACACA
Molecule: messenger RNA, 3116 nt
Organism: Peromyscus leucopus (white-footed mouse)
Lineage: Eukaryota; Metazoa; Chordata; Mammalia; Rodentia; Cricetidae
Gene: Tigd4
Product: tigger transposable element derived 4
Exons: 2
Coding region: 1128-2669 (513 amino acids)
Cellular component (GO): nucleus
Molecular function (GO): DNA binding
Source: RefSeq, a predicted model, not a curated record